Molecule: messenger RNA, 867 nt
Organism: Colletotrichum abscissum
Lineage: Eukaryota; Fungi; Ascomycota; Sordariomycetes; Glomerellales; Glomerellaceae
Product: carbonyl reductase
Exons: 3
Coding region: 1-867 (288 amino acids)
Molecular function (GO): oxidoreductase activity
Source: RefSeq, a predicted model, not a curated record
AUGAUACACUCCCGAGUUGGUGUGGUGACCGGUGCCAAUAAGGGCAUCGGGUUUGCAGUUGUCCGACAGCUCGCGCUGCAAUAUCCCAAUUCCCAUCUAAACAAUGGCUCGCUGCUCAUCUAUCUAACUGCGCGCGACAAGUCUCGCGGUGAGCAAGCACUCAGCAAGAUUCAGGGCGACGCGGAUCUCAAGCAGGCCAAGGCCCUGUCUACCCACGGUGGCGCGGCGGACAUCAAGUACCACCAGCUUGACAUCUCAGAUUCAUCCAGCAUCUCGAACCUCGCAUCAUUUCUGAAAAAGGAACAUCCCGAUGGCGUUGAUUUCAUCAUUAACAACGCUGGUAUUGCCAUGCAAGGGUUUGACUCAAACGUGGUGAAGAACACCCUGGCAUGCAACUACUACGGUACACUGGAAGCGACACGCGCCUGGAUCCCGGUUAUGAAGCCAGACGGGCGCAUCGUCAACGUGGCAUCGGUAUCAGGGUCCCUGAGCAAGUACUCGCCAGACAUCAAGCAGCGCUUCCUUGACGCGCAGUCCGUGUCGGACGUCACCAAGCUGAUGGAAGACUUCACCGCCGCGGUCGAGAAGGGCACGCACGAGAAGCAAGGUUGGCCCAGCGCCGCGUACGCGGUCUCUAAAGCUGGCGAGAUUGGCAUGACCAAGGCCAUGGUCAAGGAGUUGCAGGACAAGGGAAGCAAGCUGCUCGUCAACUCGUGCCAUCCCGGGUACGUGGUCACGGAUAUGACGCGAGGCGGCGGCACAAAGACGCCUGAUGAGGGUGCGCAGACACCUGUGCAUCUGGCGAUUGCGGAUAUUGGUGGCAAGACUGGAGAGUACUGGUCUGAUGAGAAGGUCGCCAGGUGGUGA